Molecule: messenger RNA, 1587 nt
Organism: Tarenaya hassleriana
Lineage: Eukaryota; Viridiplantae; Streptophyta; Magnoliopsida; Brassicales; Cleomaceae
Product: putative methylesterase 11, chloroplastic
Exons: 5
Coding region: 174-1337 (387 amino acids)
Molecular function (GO): methyl indole-3-acetate esterase activity; methyl jasmonate esterase activity
Source: RefSeq, a predicted model, not a curated record
AGCUUCUGCGCCUCCCCCCCACCUUCUCAGCACCACUUUCACCUGAACCCCACCUCUCUCUUUCUCUCCCUUUUCUCUCUCUAAAGAUCAAACCUUUUUCUCUCUCUUAACCUCUCCGCAACUGCAUUCGAUCCCCACAAAUCCCUACCCGUGUUCCUCUUCAUGUUCCAACAAUGGGUAAUCUCUGUUCUCUCUUUGCGCCGCCAAAGCCCGUGAAGAAGCGUCGACCCAUCACGAAGAGGCUCACGAACCCGCAAGCAGGAGCCGGGUCGGGUUCUGUUAACCGAUGGAACCGGGUCAGAUCGUCGUCGUCGAGGAAGGAGAAGUUUGAUGACGCUGUGAUUCAGGAACAGGCUUUGGCUGCUGCUGCGAUUUUGUUCCGACAGCAGCAGCAGCAGAACGGCGGCGGUUCGCUGCCGUUUGAUCGGUCGACGUCGCUUCGGUACCCGGCUUCAGGUUCAAAGAAGAGCCAAUUGCCUCGGAGCUCCAGUUCGAGGUCCAGGUCUUCAACGGAUCCUUUGUUGCAACCUCACCAGCUUGUUAACCAGGGUUUAAAUCUCGGUGACUUGGAAACAAACCAUCUCGUCCUCAUCCAUGGCGGAGGCUUUGGUGCUUGGUGUUGGUACAAGACUAUUGCUCUUCUCGAAGAAGACUGUUUCAAAGUUACAGCCAUUGAUUUAGCUGGUUGUGGUAUCAACUCGUGUGACGUCAAUGGGAUCACCAGCCUGUCUCAAUAUGUGAAGCCAUUGACAGAUUUUCUUGAAAAGCUUCUCGAUGGAGAGAAGGUGAUCUUGGUAGGACACGACUUUGGUGGAGCGUGCAUCUCUUACGCCAUGGAAUUGUUUCCUUCGAAGAUUUCAAAGGCCGUUUUCGUCGCCGCUGCAAUGUUAACCACUGGUCAGAGUGCCCUCGACGUGUUCUCUCAGCAGGAAGGGCAGAGUGAUCUGAUGAGAAAAGCUCAGAUUUUUCGGUAUCCAAAUGGGAAUGGCCGUCCUCCAACCGCUAUCGACUUGGACAAAUCUCUCCUUAAAGAUUUACUGUUCAAUCAAAGCCCUUCAAAGGACAUUGCACUGGCAUGUGUUUCGAUGAAGCCCAUCCCCUUUGCCCCGAUUCUCGAGAAACUGUCGCUUUCCGAUGGAAGAUAUGGAUCGGUGAGACGGUUCUACGUGGAAACGCUGGAAGACUACGCCAUGCCGGUAACCCUCCAAGAGAAAAUGAUAAACAGUAGUCCGCCGGAAAAGGUUUUCCGGCUAAAAGGCGGUGAUCAUUCCCCUUUCUUCUCAAAGCCUCAAGCUUUACACAAGAUACUGAUAGAGAUCACCAAGAUCAGUGACUGAUCAUAUCUUUUUUGAAUAUAUAUAUAUAUAUAUAUAUAAUCCUCUUCACAUGAUGAAAAAGAGCAAAGAGGCAGAUAGAAGCCUUUGGCUCAAAAAGAGGAUAAUCAAGUCUCCUUUUUUCCCAGAUUUUCUUCUCUCUUUCUGUUGAUUUUUUUUUUUCCUCCUUUUCCUGUUGUAUGAGAAUGUACACUGUGUGUUUGCUUAUACUUGUGACUUGUGAGAUUCAUAUAUUCCCUGACUUAAUUUUAAA